Cavenderia fasciculata is the source of this 2931-nucleotide messenger RNA. RefSeq lists its product as uncharacterized. The record is from RefSeq and is a predicted model, not a curated record. Bases 1 to 2931 code for a protein of 976 amino acids. The transcript is spliced from 10 exons. Lineage: Eukaryota; Evosea; Eumycetozoa; Acytosteliales; Cavenderiaceae.
AUGAUCUCCCUUUCCAUCCCAAAUCUUUUAGUUAGUCAGAGUACAACUCUAGCACAGAUCCCACCUGAAGAACGUAUGUUAGAUAGUCAUGUGAUAACCACUAGAUUUGCGUCUGCAAUAUGGAUCAUUCGUCAAUACGGUAGUACUCUUGGACAAGAUAUAACCAGUAUUUGUGCAUCUCAAGUAUUCAAUUGCCAAAAUGGUCAUAUUACAAGAGUUCAGUUGUCAUUAUCAUACACUUCAUUUAAUCCAACUGGAACUGGAGUUCCUGACCCAGCAUUGACCGCCAUCAGUCUCCCCGAAUGUGUUGAAUUCGCUAUUCAACCAUCUAAUUCAAACGUAUUUUAUAUCGGUGAUCCUAAUCAAUCGAUUCUCGACAAAUUAACUGGUCUUCCAAAGGUUACUUCAAUGAUAAUACAAUGUGUUGUUAUAUCAAGUAUACCAAAUGGGUUCCUUAGAAACUUUCCUCAAUUGACAGCUCUGACAUUAUCUCUUUCAAACAUGACAACAUUCCAUGAGAGUUCAUUUGAAGUAUCAAGUGCAACAAUUACGUCUGUCAAUCUCCAAUUCCGUACUUUAAAAAUCUAUCCUACCUUUACCAAUAGUUCCACAUCAUUGGUGUGGAGUUCAAUAGAUUAUCUUUCAUGGACUGUUGAUCCUUCGACAGCCAUUGGACCAAUUUCAUUAGUCUUUACUCCAACCGUUUUCCCAUUAUUGCAGACCCUAGAAAUCGAUUCAGCUUCUGAUGGAACUACCUCAGUUACAGUCAGUUGUAGAAACAUUACCAAAUAUGAAACUGGUAUGACCACUCUUCCAACGUUUCCAUUGCCAACACCCAAUUUUAAAACCUGGGAGUAUCGUUUACUAUCAGUGAACACAAUAGUACCUUGGGAAGCAUAUACGCCCGAUAAUACAUCGAGACUACUCGAUAUGUUAUACAACCCAUCACUAACUGGUUCAGUUCCAGAUAGUUUCUGUAUCAAUACACUCUAUAUCACAUCAACUAAUAUAUCUAGUGUUCCAGAUUGCUACUGGUGCUAUGUUACAGAUUCCACUGUGUUUCAAACAAGUUUACCAGUUCCACCUGGAUUUACAUGUCAAUGGAGAGUUGAUCAAGUAAAUCAAAUUCUUUAUACAAAGGAGUAUCGUGCCAAUUUGACUGGCAGCCUAAUGGGUUGGGGUAAUAUUGUCAGUCAUCCUGAAGCCCUAGGAUAUUAUAAACUUAAUGCUAUAAUUCCACAUGAAUUAUUAACAUUAUUUUAUUAUACUGAUGGAACUCAAACCAAUGCAACUAUUAAAUUAAACGAAAAUUCACCACAUAUAGUUAAUUUAAAUAUUCUAGAGAUUGGAAUUACAUUGUCCAAAGCCAAUGUCACAUUACUCGCAAAUCAAAAAUUAAUGUUCACUUGGUUGUUUUCGUUUUACAAUAAUCUACUUGUUCAUCAAUUCCAAUCUACAUUUGGUUUGACUGGUCCUUGUAAUAUCAAUAGUACCAAAUACACAAUUACUGACCCCAUUCAAGCAACCAUUACUUGUUUAAUGAAUUUCAAUCCAUCAUUUACCGGUACAUCAUUUACAAUGGAGGUAUCUAAUCCACAUAACAAAGAAACUUACACUAUCCCAUUUAAUUAUUAUCCUCGAUUAUUUUCAGGACAAAUUGAUUCAAACAAUCAAAGAUUAAUCUAUUUGUUUGGUGAUUUUAGACAAAAUCAUUCAUUGGCAAAUAUAACUAUCAACGAUAAAAUACCUUGUACUAUCAUCGCAUCAACAAUCGGUUCAAUUAAUUGUACAUUAUCAGAGAAUGCAAGUUAUGGUCCUGCAAAUGUCAGUAUCACUGUUGAUGGAUAUCUAUAUCUAGCAAAUGACUUUUUAUACUUUACAGCUCCACCAAAUAAUAAUGGUUCAACAACUGGUGGAGCAACUACAGGUGGAGGAUCAACACCUCAAUCACAAUGUCAAGAAUCAACAUCCAAUUGUUUUGGACAUGGAUCGUGUGAUACUAAUGGUCAUUGUCAAUGUGAUAAUGGGUAUAAUCCAAUCGAUAAUUGUUUAACUAAAUUUACAAAUACAACACCAGUAACCAAUACAACAACACCAACAUCAUCAUUUGAAAUUGAUGGAACAAGAUUUGAUUUUGAAUUGGUUGCCAUUCAAGAAAUUGAUACUGAUGAAAAUGUAGUUGGAGAAUUAUUGACAAACAGUUGGAAUGCAACAAUCAACAGUGAUAACUCGACAACUCUAGUCACCUAUCAACUUGUAAAUAUUAGCGAUCCACUUUACAUUGCAACAAUGGUUCAAGCAAUGAUAUCAUUCUCAACACAACCAAGGGACAUCCAAUUUGGAGAUCAACUACUUCACAGCAAUCCAAAUUCAAUUAAAUUAGCAUUGAAUAUUACCAAUUGGCAGUACAGUAAUUUAAUAUCAACACUUCGAGUUGUAUUCCGUAUAGAUGUCAAUAUGAAUCAAACCAUUGAAUUUGAUUGUAAACAACAAUCAAUAUCAACAUUUUCAUACGAUCAACUAUCAUCAACCAUUCAAUAUCUUAGAGUGAUCAAAGAUAACGUCCAAUACAAUGGUAGAUUCAUUGAUUAUGUAUUAUCAAACGGUAGACCAACAUUCUCCAAAACAACAUUAAUCAACCAAACAGCCAUUCAAUCAUCAUCAUCGAUCAUGUCAACAUUGAUUGGAGUAAGUCUACCACAAUGUCAAGAAUGUCUUCUUGAUCCAGACUUUACACCACUUUUAAUUGACAAUACUGCAAGUGAUUGUGGCUCGACUAACAGUAAAACAUGGAAGAUUAUUGUUGGUGUUGUAGUUGGUGGAUUCGCUGCCAUCUCAAUCGCUGUUGGUACUGUAAUGCUAAUUAAAAAGAAAAAUCAAAGUUCCAAACAAAACAAAAAAAUGAUGAACAAGUUAAAGAAUAUGUCCUAG